This is a messenger RNA of Anoplophora glabripennis (Asian longhorned beetle), 2831 nucleotides long. RefSeq lists its product as uncharacterized. Gene Ontology annotation, biological process: proteolysis. Lineage: Eukaryota; Metazoa; Arthropoda; Insecta; Coleoptera; Cerambycidae. The record is from RefSeq and is a predicted model, not a curated record. Bases 110 to 2653 code for a protein of 847 amino acids. Gene Ontology annotation, molecular function: serine-type endopeptidase activity. The transcript has 13 exons.
ACUUGUAUCCCUUUCGGUCAAGCUCAGGUUAAACCAGUAAUCGUCAAGAUAUUAACAAAGUACAAUGCGUUUCUAGAGAUCAUAAACAUAGUUAAAUCUAAAGUGCAUAAUGCAGAAAUGUGACAUGGUGGUUGUUCUGGUUUAUCUAUCAUUUGGUAUCGGUGCUUUAGAAGUGACAGGUUCUUCCCUUGUGGACUUAUUCCAGACUCGCCAUCGUCGACAAAACCAAGAAGAAGGAUGUGUCCUUCCUUAUUAUCCGGAGCACGGGCAGUGGAAACUUCUGAACGGUGAAGCCAAACCUGGGGAUAAAAUAAAGCAAAGCAGUGCUAUAAAGUUCGAGUGCGACUCUGGAUACAGAUUGUCUUCUGAAUAUGCAUAUCGCGUCUGCGAUGAAAACUGGGUUAACAUGCGAUUUCCUGAAUGUGAUAAAUUGUGUCCUCCAUUGUACCCUUCAACCACGUUCGAAUUACAAUGCAAAAACAAAAGAGGAAAGGAAGUCAAAUGUAGCGAAGCUACUGAUGGAACGUACGUGGAGUACACCUGCGCAUCUUCCUACGAAACUCCAUUUGGUUACAAGAAGGCACUCCUUUGCACGGAAGGAAAAUGGAACCAAAGACCCGUGUGCCAUCCAGUUUGUGGGAAAAAAUUAAUCAAUGGUGCAAAACCUCUGAUUAUUGGGUCUGCGCCCAGUAAGAAACUAGAAUAUCCAUGGGUUACAGCACUUUACCGGAAAGACAACAAUUCUUACAGCUAUAUUUGCGGAGGAUCUAUUUUAAGCUUGACUGUGAUUGUAACAGCUGCCCAUUGUGUAACAAACGAAUUUGGAAACACUCUGCCUGUAGAACUUUAUCUUAUCGGUGUUGGAAAAUUGUAUAGCGAAUAUAAAGCUUCUAAUGACACACGUGCUCAGUAUUUAGAGCUUUUCAAGAUAAUUGUCCAUGAAGACUAUAAAGGCGACAAUAGGCGCUUCUUGGCAGACAUAGCGGUCUUAGUUGUGAAAGGAGAAAUUGUUCUGACUGAAGUAGUACAACCAGUUUGUUUUAACAAUAUGAAGAGCAUUUAUUUACAUCCAGGAAGCAUAGGAGAGGUAUCUGGAUGGGGAAGGACAGAGGAUGAUGAUACAUCAGAAAUUUUGCGAACGCUGAAGAUUCCCUAUAAAGACGAUGCCACCUGUGCUGAGGAGCUGCCUAAAGAAUGGGUGAAUAAGUAUAGCAUCGUAGACAAACUGUGUGCCGGUUUGUUCAACAAAAGCACAAGUGUAUGUGACGGCGACAGCGGGAACGGUUUAGCCUUCUUGAAUGCGGAAGACAACAGGUACUACAUCCAUGGCAUUGUCAGUUUGGGACCUCUAAGAGAUGGCCAUUGUGACAUCCAACAAAAUUCCCUUUAUACCAAAGUAGCUUUCCACUAUGAAUUUGUCGACCGUCUUCUGAAUGCGUAUGCGCCGACAGUUAAAGAUUGCGUACUACCAGCUCAUCCUAAAAACGGCAAAUGGACAACUGAGAAACAGGACAUGAAGCCAGGAGAUGCUGUUCCAUCGAGCACUGUCCUGAAAUUAGAAUGUAACAAGGGAUUCUUAUUAUCAUCAGUCUCAACCAAUAUUAACUGUGGUUCCGCUCACGAUAUGCCAGUUUGUCAAUCACUGUGUCCGGAACUGAAAUUUCAAAAUGGAUCUAAUUAUCGAUGCACCAACAAAAAAGGGCAGACUAUUGACUGUGCAGAAGCUGUCGAUGGAUCUAAGUUGUGGUACGAUUGCCCUAGAGGAUACAAACCUGCUGAGGGUACUAAUAAUAGUACUUGCAUAAAUGGAUCUUGGGGAUUGCUUCAGCCGGAAUGCUUGCGACCCAUCAAAACUUGCGGUAAAAAAGUCAUUACCAAUUCCAAUGCACUGACGUCUGAUGGGAAAGCGGAGGAGGGACUGGAACACCCCUGGAAUGUUAAUAUUUAUGAGAAACAAAACAAUUCUCCUUUGAAAGAUUAUACGUUCGUUUGUGGAGGGUCAUUAAUAUCACAAAAAGUUGUUUUAACAGCUGGUGCCUGUAUAUCAGAUCAUAGAGGAGAAGUAAAAGAAAAGGAAGAUUAUUUGAUUGGAGCUGGGGUGACUUACACCAAAUAUAAUCAUCCCAAAGAUGUUCACGCUCAAUACUCCGAACUGACCCACAUCAUCCUUCAUCAGCGUUACAAAGGAGAAAGCAGGCGUUAUUUAGCUGACAUCGCCGUGCUCGUAGCAAAGAAACCAUUUACCUUUAACAGUUUUGUGCAACCAGUAUGCUUUACUGAUGUGGAUAGUAUCCUAUUACGACGUGGAAACGUAGGAGUGGUACUGAAAUAUAAGGAUGAAGAGAAACAAGAAGCACUUGAAAUUCCAUACAAGGAGGACGAAGUCUGCAGUAGGGAAUUGCCAGCGGAUUUUGCUGACAGGUACUACGUUCUCGAUAAAAUAUGUGCCGGUUAUGCCAACCGAAGUAGUUUGUGUCGUGGGGACAGUGGCAAAGGCUAUUUUGUCAAAAAUCCUGAAGAUAAUAGGUAUUACGUCUAUGGAAUUGUCAGCAUAAGCCCUGUUGUAGAAGACAAAUGCCACAAUGACGUUUUAUACACCAGCGUGCGUUUCUACUAUGAUUUCAUAGAUGAUAUACUGUCUCGUUACAAGUAGUGUUCAGUGCAGAAAUAUUAAUUGUUUUUAUCAACUCGAUAACAUAUUUCUUUAUGUUUGUUUAGUUGGCACUGUUUUAGUUAGUAUAUUAUUUUAAUUCAAGUAAUUUUCUAGAAGGGACAUAUCAUUAUAAUAUGUAUUGUUGCAGUUUUAAAUAUAAUCCUUAAUUUUAUUUUUA